Molecule: messenger RNA, 2655 nt
Organism: Pseudomassariella vexata
Lineage: Eukaryota; Fungi; Ascomycota; Sordariomycetes; Amphisphaeriales; Pseudomassariaceae
Product: putative Ku family DNA helicase
Exons: 5
Coding region: 198-2375 (725 amino acids)
Biological process (GO): telomere maintenance; double-strand break repair via nonhomologous end joining; cellular response to gamma radiation
Cellular component (GO): Ku70:Ku80 complex; nucleus
Molecular function (GO): telomeric repeat DNA binding; damaged DNA binding; double-stranded DNA binding
Source: RefSeq, a predicted model, not a curated record
AUUCCAACCAUGUCGUGUCGUUCCCUGGCCGCGACUGCCUAAAAGUAGUUGUUACCUCAUAAGUUGAGUGGUCGGGUCUCAGUCACGAAGUAAAUAUCCUGAAGUACUUCGGAGUUCAGUCUCAAGAUGAGCUCGGCCUUGGCUUGCUAAAUUAUCAUAUUUCCCUCAAUUUCACCACUAAAUACAAGCAAGCAAGCAUGGCGGAUAAGGAGGCUACAGUUUACAUCGUCGAUCUCGGAUCGUCAAUGGGAGACUGCCACAACGGACGGACCGAGUCGGAUCUGGACUGGAGCAUGCGAUACGCGUGGGAUAAGAUUUCCGCUACUGUGGCCGCAUCAAGGAAAACGUGGAACAUCGGUGUCAUUGGUGUGCGGACAGAUGAGACAGUCAAUCCCUUGGCCGAGGAUGAUGGUUACAACAACAUAUCCGUCUUGCAGGAACUUGGUCCCAUGAACAUGACAGCCAUGGAAAGCCUCCAGUCCAAGAUCAAGCCCAGUGGAACAAGCUGUGGAGACUCCGUAUCCGCAAUCGUCGUUGCCAUUCAGAUGAUUGAGAAGCUUACCAAAAAACUGAAGUACAAGCGCAACAUCAUCUUAAUUACCGACGGCGAGGCCCCAGUCGAUCCAGAUGAUGAUAACUUGAAUGACAUAGCCGAUAAAAUCAAGGACACGCAAAUCCAGCUUACCGUCCUGGGCGUGGAUUUUGACGACUCCGAGUUUGGCAUCAAGGAGGAAGACAAAACAGCACAGAAGGCUACCAAUGAGAGGCUUCUGCGGCAGUUGGCUGGCAGGUCCGGUGGCAAUUUCGGCACCAUAGCAGAGGCCAUUGCUGAGCUCGAUAUACCCAGAUUAAAACAGACCAGACCGUUCAAGUCGUAUGACGGGCCUCUCACUCUUGGAGACCCCCAGGUGGACCCGAGGGCUAUGAGUAUCAGCGUUGAGCGAUACUUCAAGACGCACAAGCAGGCUCCUCCUCCAGCUAGCAACGUUAUCCUCAAGACCGACCAUGCGAGUGGUUCUCAGUCGGCACAAACCAGGGACGUGGACAGAAUGCAGGGUGUCGAACCUACUGGAGGUGCAUUUGCCUCAGUGAAGAACGCACGUGCUUACAAGGUCAAUGACCCUGACACUCCGGGAGGCAAGAAAGACGUAGAAUUCGAUUGUCUGGCCAAGGGAUACCAAUACGGCAGCACCGCUGUUCAUAUUAGUGAGUCCGAAUUCAACAUCACUAAGAUCGAGACCGCCAAGUGCUUCACUAUAGUCGGAUUCAUACACCAAGACAAGUACGGCCCAUUUCUCAACAUGGGAUCUACGGGCUUGACAGUAGCCCAGAAGCUCAACGACGCUGCGGCCAUGAAGCUGUCCUCAUUGAUUCACUCUCUUCACGAACUGGAGUCGUAUGCUGUAGCCCGAAUUGUGACUAAGGAUGGGAAAGAGCCUCAGUUGCUUCUUCUUGCCCCGUACAUUGAUGUCGACUUCGAAUGCCUGUACGACAUACCUCUCCCUUUCGCGGAAGAUGUUCGCAGUUAUCACUUUCCUCCUCUGGACAAGGUCAUUACGGUGGCCGGUGCCACACUCACCAAGCAUCGGCAUCUUCCCACGCAAGAUCUGAUCGAGACGAUGAGCGAGUACGUGGAUGCGAUGGACAUAUCGACGUUCGGUUUGGAUGAUGAAGGCCAACGGACGCAAGAAUACGCACCCGUAGAGGAUGUUUACUGCCCACCGGUCCAUCGCAUAAACCAAGUCGUUCGCCACCGUGUAAUAUAUGCUGACCAGCCCGUACCACCUAUUCCGCCGAUCCUUCUGAAGUACGCUCAACCCAACCGAAACUUGGUCGAGAAAGCCAGGUCGGCGCUUGAGGAUUUGAUCGAGGUAGCCGAAGUUAAGCAAGUUCCACCCAAGGCCAAGGGGAAACGUCAACGGGAUGCCAUCAAACCAAUCUCUGGUCUUGAUGUAGAUGCCCUUCUCCAGACACCUGAGAACAAGCGCACCAAGAUAGAUCCCAACAACGCUGUUCCAGAGUUCAAGCAGAUGGUGGACAAUGCCGAGGAUAUCAAGACAUUUGAGGAAGCAACAAAGCAGAUAGGGCAUAUCAUUCGCCAACUUAUUACAGACAGCCUUGGGGACGUUAACUAUGACCGCGCCAUAGAAGUGAUGGGUGUGCUCAGAGAGAGCUUGAUCAACAUCGAGGAACCUGGCUUCUACAACUCUUUUAUCAAGGACCUCAAGAAGCGGUUGCUAUCCGGAGAGCUGGGGGGCGACCGACGCGAGCUAUGGUGGCAGGUGAAAGGGGCAAAGCUCGGAUUGAUUGAUCAGAAUAUGUCGGAUGUGUCGAAGGUCACGCCUGAAGAGGUAGCCGAAUUCUACAAGAAGUAAUAUCCCUUGUAGAUUUCGCCCGGUGCGGGACGGGACGAUAUGGGUAGGGCUGGCGUCUCAGGGCCCCGAAUGUAUGUCUUGACAGUGUAGGAUCAGUGCUAAUUUUCCGCAUGGCGGAAGUCCCUAUGCUCAAAGCAAAACAUGAGUAUUAUAGCAAGGGCAUAGUGUACGGCCAUGUCCGAUGAAUCGGGGUGUCAAAUCCUACAGAGCAUGAUUUACGUCGGCUUGGUUGAAUUGUCUAUCAUGUGAGAGUUACAAACCAUCCAUUUGAAAUGGCUCG